UUGCUCGAGUUUUCUUUAUCUACUAAAGACAUUAUAGUUGUAUAUAGUGUUGGAUGUUCUGCUUUAGGGUUUUUGGGUUGUAUGUGUUUAAGGUUUUAGUUAGUGAUUAACGUUCUGGCUCUCCUAGGUCCUAGAUCUUGUUCAUGGUUGUCAAACUCGUUUACAACUUGAUAUGAUCUUGUUCCAGACAAGCAAGAAGGAAGAGGAUGUUGAAUCUGAUGGCCCACACCUCAAUGAUAAGAUUACCGCCAAGACUGUAAGAUUGGUUUCCGAGGAAGAACAUUGUAUUGUGACUCUGAAGGAAGCUCUCAGACGGGCAAAAGAGCUCAAGCAUGACUUAGUUGAGGUCCAAAGAGAUGCUAAGCCACCAGUGUGUAAAAUUGUAGACUAUGCACAUGACAAGUACAAAAAAGAUCAAGUAGGAAAGGAGCGUGCUAAGGCCAAGGUCUGUUACAUGGCCUUUGGUAUUGAAAAUAUCAAAGUUGUCGUUGUGUCCUGAGUUUAUGGGUUUUGCCUGGUUCUAGCGGGCUGAAGUAACCAUUAGACCUGAGGUCAAGGAAAUUCAUUUUACUCCAAAGAUUGUAUGUUUCUCUUGAAACCCACUCUCUGUUUCUUAUUUUAUUUUUUAUUUUUGUAACAGCUCUGUUUCUUAUUCUUCGUCUCAUCUGUGUGGUUAAGAAUGAAAAACUAUAACGACAUUUUUCAUUUCACUUUCUUUUUCUCAUCCAGGAUGCAAAGGACCUACAGUUUAAAGAAAAACAAGCAUCAAUACUGAUGGAGAUGUGAAGGAUGCAAAGGACCAACAUAUUUCUUUUUUGUUAACAUUCAUAUUUUAUCAUUCAACGCUUUUUGGUUUAACCAUUAAUAUUCCACAACUUAUAAAACAUCACUUUAACCGUACUACAUAAUAUUAUUCACUUAUUCC
Molecule: messenger RNA, 925 nt
Organism: Brassica napus (rape)
Lineage: Eukaryota; Viridiplantae; Streptophyta; Magnoliopsida; Brassicales; Brassicaceae
Product: translation initiation factor IF3-1, mitochondrial-like
Exons: 3
Coding region: 173-499 (108 amino acids)
Biological process (GO): ribosome disassembly; translational initiation
Molecular function (GO): ribosome binding; translation initiation factor activity
Source: RefSeq, a predicted model, not a curated record